CACCAGGCGAUCUGCGUUCUCACUUACCUGUACCUGUCGCCCGACCUCGAAAUAAUUGGUUCGCGCAGUAUUUGCGCACUCAGUUCCAUCGACAAACCGACGGCGCAGUGGCAGCACAAAAUAAUUGCUGCUCAAUGUUUACAAAAUUUAAAAAUUUUUCCUGUGUCACCUAUUUCCACGUAGUAUUCACUUGUCUCGUGUAUUCUUGCCGUAGUCAGCAUUGUAGUCAAGAAGAAGACUGCCCUCAAAAGCAGCUCUUUAUCUUUUUGAAAACCACCAGCAAGAAGCAGAGGCACAACUUGGAAAUUCCUAGUGGAAAACCUGCUGCCUCCAGGGGCUGUUUCAGAUUCAUACGUUGCGGGUGAGAUGGAGGCGCGCUCUUGGUCCUAC
Molecule: messenger RNA, 390 nt
Organism: Amoebophrya sp. A120
Lineage: Eukaryota; Dinophyceae; Syndiniales; Amoebophryaceae
Source: the annotation of a GenBank genome assembly